AUGACGGUGAAACCAACCCUGGCUGUGGCUAUGCCAGCAGCGUACCCCCUGCCUCCUCGCCUUCGGCGCUACAUGCAACACUCCCUGGCUGUCAUUGAUGCACAUCCAAAAAACCUUCAUGGGUAUGUUGUAUAUGAGGUAGAGAAUCAGGUUCCAGAGAGCCCUAAAAAUCACAGGCAAUGCGGGAAAGAGAAACAGGGAAUGAUAAGUCACAAUAUAAAAGCUAAGGCAUACCCAGAGAAAUUAACAGGUAUUCUUGAAAUAACUGCUGUUGAUGUUGGAAUCGUUGCCAUCAAGGGCUUGUUCUCUGGCAGAUACCUGGCCAUGAACAAAAGGGGCAGACUUUAUGCAUCAGAAAAUUAUAAUGCAGAGUGUGAGUUCGUGGAGAGGAUCCAUGAGUUGGGUUAUAACACCUAUGCGUCCCAUCUCUACCGGACUGUACCUAACAGAGCCGGCACCAAGCGCAAAGCCAGUGCAGAGAGACUCUGGUAUGUCUCAAUCAACGGGAAAGGACGACCCAGAAGGGGCUUUAAAACUCGCAGGACACAGAAAUCGUCUCUCUUUCUGCCCAGGGUAUUGGAUAACAAAGACCAUGAAAUGGUCCGACUGUUCCACACAAACAUGAAAUAUCGAGAGAGUCUCCUGAAGCCCCCGAGCAAGAACCAGCGAAGAAGGAGAGGACACUGA
This is a messenger RNA of Pygoscelis adeliae (Adelie penguin), 687 nucleotides long. It is a transcript of the gene FGF3, whose product is annotated as fibroblast growth factor 3. NCBI's taxonomy places the organism in Eukaryota, Metazoa, Chordata, Aves, Sphenisciformes, Spheniscidae. The transcript is spliced from 3 exons. The record is from RefSeq and is a predicted model, not a curated record. Gene Ontology annotation, cellular component: cytoplasm. Gene Ontology annotation, biological process: cell differentiation; positive regulation of cell population proliferation; positive regulation of gene expression. Bases 1 to 687 code for a protein of 228 amino acids. Gene Ontology annotation, molecular function: fibroblast growth factor receptor binding; growth factor activity.